Molecule: messenger RNA, 1548 nt
Organism: Trichomonas vaginalis G3
Lineage: Eukaryota; Parabasalia; Trichomonadida; Trichomonadidae
Product: keratin-associated protein family
Exons: 1
Coding region: 1-1548 (515 amino acids)
Source: RefSeq, a predicted model, not a curated record
AUGAAAAAGAUUAAUGAUAAUAAGAGUUCUGGCGGAAGAGUUGAAUUAGAAGUGAAUGAUGUUAAUGAGAAAUUAGCCGAAAAAGCAGAUAAAAACCAUGUUCAUUAUAUAAGUUCAGAUGAACAGAUUAUAACGGACUACCAUGGAUAUUUAACACGAACUGAAGAAAAAGUGAAGACGGAAGACCCCAAUGAAAGAAGAUAUAAAUACAUUCGUGCUGAAGGUUAUGACAUAAGCUGUACUGUACAGUAUGACACGGGUAAAGCACCAGAAGCAUUUAGUUAUAACGAUGAAAUAUAUGCUUCAUACUUCUUUGUUAACGGUGUAUUAGUUGAACCAAGAUUUACUUUGAGAGUUAAGGCAAAAAUAACGUUUGAAGAUGCUAUUAAAAGUAAAGCUGACAAAGAUGAACUUGACGCAACGAACAAAGUUUUGAAAUCACAUAAACACAAUAUCUCCGAUAUAAAUGAACUUCAAGCUACAUUAAAUAGUAAAGCUGACAAGAACCAUACACAUGAAUCCUUCACUACUGUUAGAGCAGACGACAUAAUAUUGAACUAUACCCUUGGUUCAAGUGCACCUUUAGAGAAUCCAAGUACAAGCGUAAAAGAUACACUAAACUCCUUAAAUAGUAAAUGUAUGAACAUUGAAAGUCAUGUCAGAAACUUUGAAACACAUGAACUACCAGCAAUGUUAGAUAAAAAAGCAGAUAAAGAACAUACACAUAACUCCUUCUCAACUGUUGCUAUAGAAAGUAUUGAAGGAACGGUUGGCGGAACUGGUGGGGAUGCAUUAUAUUAUAAACCUCCUAACUUUCCACAAGGUUUAACAUCGAAUGAAAACAUAACAACGAAGAAAGAAAUUAGCUGUAAAAAUGUUUAUGUCAUGGAUGAUGAAAAUAAUGUUAAAUUCACUGCUCAAGAUUUAUAUGAUAAGAAAGCAGAUAAAACUUAUGUUGAUGAAAAAGCUAAUGAAAUUAAAGAAAAGGUUGAAUGGUAUCAUGAAUGGACAUUUGAGACUUUUAAAGUUAAAGCUGAUACAAAAUGGGUUUCAGGAUGUUUAGACCUUAAAGCUGACAAAACAGAGCUUCAAACAUUAAAGACUGAAAUACUUCAAACAUUAUAUCCUAUAGGCUCUAUUUAUACGUCAAUGAACUCAACAAAUCCGGCAAGUGUUUUAGGUUUUGGUACGUGGCAGCAGAUUGUAGAUAAAUUCUUAUAUUGUACUAAUAAUUCAAAACAAGCCGGUGGUUCGAAGAAAAUUAAAGAAGUAAACCUUCCACCGCACACUCAUACAGGAACUACAAACACAACAGGUAGUCAUUCACAUUCAAUAACAAAAAGAGGUUAUACAAAUCUUGCAGCAGGUUCGGAUAGACAGGGAAUGCAUAGAUAUGAUAUUUCAAGUGACCCAGUAGAUUCAAGCGCAGGUAUUUUCUGUGGAACCACAGGAAAUCAUUCACACACUUUCACAACAAAUCCAACAGGCUCGGGUGCAGAUUAUAUGCCACCAUUUAUGACUGUAUUCGCAUGGUAUAGAGUUCAAUGA